AUGAUCCAACUGGGAGACACUCUCCCCGACGGGAUCCUCUAUCACAUAGACGCCGCUACUCGCAUCCUCCAUAUCCUGUCCAUCCGCCACCUAUUUGCUCACAAGCGCGUCUUGCUGCUCGGAGUUCCAGGUGCCUACACUCCAAGUUGCAGGCAAGUACCUGGCUGCUGCUGCUCAAAACUUAUAACUCUCGUGACUGCAGUGAACGAUCCCUUCGUCACCCAUCAGUGGUCCAAGACGUUCGCGGACAACAACGAUGCCGUUCGUUUCCUUGCCGAUGGCUCCGCAACCUUCACCAAAGCAUUGGGUAUGGACAUCGACUUGACCAGGCACGGGAUGGGCGUCCGGGGCCGGCGCUUCGUCUUGUUCGCUGACAACCUCAGGGUGAGAAAGCUUAUCGUAGAGUAUCCCGGAGAGGCUGCCAAUAUUGCCGUGGAUGAUGUGCUCAAGCUGUUCAUCUGA
Messenger RNA from Selaginella moellendorffii, 462 nucleotides. RefSeq names its product peroxiredoxin-2. The record is from RefSeq and is a predicted model, not a curated record. NCBI's taxonomy places the organism in Eukaryota, Viridiplantae, Streptophyta, Lycopodiopsida, Selaginellales, Selaginellaceae. Gene Ontology annotation, molecular function: thioredoxin peroxidase activity. Gene Ontology annotation, cellular component: cytoplasm. Bases 1 to 462 code for a protein of 153 amino acids. Gene Ontology annotation, biological process: hydrogen peroxide catabolic process; cellular response to oxidative stress; cell redox homeostasis. The transcript has 2 exons.